ACCUCCCAAAUAAAUAGGAACCUUUUCUCCACCAAAAGCCUCAGACAAACUUUGAGAUUGAACUUGCUGCUGAGAGGUCAACUGACAACUCUAGCCAGAAUGAGAUCCCACACUGCUCUUCUGCUGGUCUCUCUGCUGGUGAUCUAUCACUCGGUUUAUGCAGCUAUCCUAGAAACCAACGGUUCCUAUAAGAGCUGCAGAUGCACAAAGCAGACUUCAGACUUUAUAGCACCAAGAAGAUAUGAAAGUAUUGAGAUCAUUCCUUUUGGGGGUGCCUGCCGAACCACAGAAAUUAUACUCAAACUAAAAACAGGGCAGAAACUGUGUGUGAAUCCCAAGGCCCCCUGGAUGCAGAAAUUGCUGACUAAGAUACGUAACCAAAAUGAACAAGCAGCUUCCUCACACAAAGAAUAGAAGAUUAAACAACUUUAGAAGG
This is a messenger RNA of Dermochelys coriacea (leatherback sea turtle), 436 nucleotides long. RefSeq names its product C-X-C motif chemokine 2-like. Gene Ontology annotation, biological process: cellular response to lipopolysaccharide; chemokine-mediated signaling pathway; neutrophil chemotaxis. The transcript has 4 exons. The record is from RefSeq and is a predicted model, not a curated record. Gene Ontology annotation, cellular component: extracellular region. NCBI's taxonomy places the organism in Eukaryota, Metazoa, Chordata, Testudines, Dermochelyidae. The coding region runs from base 100 to 414 and encodes 104 amino acids. Gene Ontology annotation, molecular function: CXCR chemokine receptor binding; chemokine activity.